Pseudocercospora fijiensis CIRAD86 is the source of this 1683-nucleotide messenger RNA. RefSeq lists its product as uncharacterized. The record is from RefSeq and is a predicted model, not a curated record. The coding region runs from base 1 to 1683 and encodes 560 amino acids. The transcript has 13 exons. Lineage: Eukaryota; Fungi; Ascomycota; Dothideomycetes; Mycosphaerellales; Mycosphaerellaceae.
AUGCUAACUUCCCUUCGCGCUGCCAAGGAAGCCAAAAUCGUUGCCAAGCGUCCCACCAUCUCCUGUAUCAAGCAUCUUCUUCACGAACAACAUCCUCGAAAGGGUCCCAGCUACCGUUCACCAAAAUACCUUCCUUCUGCUGGCGCCGCCUGUCACCCCAAAUCCUCGGAGUCGAUCGCGCUGCACAACAUCCUCGCAUCCCGUUCGGGACUUGCGUCAUUUGAUGCAGAACGAUCAUCCCGCAACAUACUACUAAUCACACGACACGCCGGGUGGUUUCGACCUUCGGCAUCUCCGUUCGAGGUGAUUACUAUGAUGGAGAACAAAUUCCACGUCCCGAGACGCGCGCCGACACCCUUCCUCAGCCACGAAAAGCGAAUGUUGCACGAGGACACAGAACUGGAAUCAAGAUAUGGAGCUUUCUCCAAAGGAGAACGCCACGCCUCGCCUUUCUCUGCUAUCAGGACGAGACUCGCACGCGUCUGGAAAGGCUCGGUCGUGCAAGGAACUCUCUGCCCAUCAAACAAUGUCUUUCUUCUGGGAAAUCUCACCAUGCUCUUGUCGAGACUCGUGGCAGCCAAGGUGACCACUCAGUCCAACUUGCAAACGGCAGUGUGGAUCUUCAUGCGGUUGACCGCUGUUGCCAGACUCCUACUCGUCAAGGAUCUCCCAGAGGAAUUUGGAGAAGACAGACGCCACAGAUACCAAUAUGGCAACGUCUUCGCCAAUGACAACACCAUACUGGUAAAUGCCAAAUCCUUCCCUCACUGGUUCCAGCCUCGAGAAGUGGGUUUUGGCGCACUUACCCGCGGGACGGAUGCCACACCCCGAAGCAGUAAGUCAGUAGGAAAGGUAAGGUACACGUCACAUCCCUUUUCGAUCAUUCUCAUUUUCUGCCUUCUUGUCAACAUCACCUGGAAGCGCGACAUCAAGCCAACGAGUCAAGGAGGAUGGCGAAGUCGACCUGUAUCCUCCUCCAAAAGAUCUGGUGAACUUCGCGACAUGAUCUACGAAGAAGUCCUCGCAUCCGCGACAGUCACGAUCCAGGCGGAAGAGAAGUUGGAGAGGAGAGGCAGCGUAGUACAUCGCCGUGGUUUCUCAGUCACAGGACCGCCAGCUUUGUUAGCCACGUGUAAACAAAUCCGUGCAGAGGCGUCGAAAAUCCACUACAGCCGCAACGCUUUCGCCAUUACAAUUGCAGCCGAGAACAUGUCAAUGCCUAUCAAAUGGUUGAACUCCAUCCGGCCAAGACACAGACGAAUGCUCCAACACAUCAGCAUCAAUUUCCAAAUGAGCUCAAAUAGUUUGGUACCCGCGGGACCUUCCUGGCUAGCGACGUACUCCCCGAGAUGGCUUCUGGAUAAGAGGCGGAAAGACACUCUUCAUACCAACGUCUCGUUCGGCUUUCUAGGUCUCGAGAUGGGGCAGAAAGAGCCUUCUCAUACCGCCGAGAUCAACCACGACUGGAUUCACUUCUUCUUCGAUCAACUGCUGCAUUUUCAGCCUAGGUUUCUGAAGUCGGGAAAGAACGGCCGCAGGACGGAUCUUGAGGCGUGCAUAGGCGAGCAAGCGGAUCUGAAGACCUUGUGGAUUCACCGAUCUCAUGAAAUUCCGGGCACAUUUAUCUCUGGCGGAAAACGAUUUAAUUUCCGUCAAAGUGGCCACAUCUACGCCAAUACUUGA